UAGAACUCACCACAACCACCUAUCACUUCUCUUUCCCCACUUUUCUCUUCUCACCGAAUCUAGAAACCAUCGAAGUAAAAAAAAAAAAAAAAAACACUUUUCACUCAGUAUUUAUCGCCGAAUCUAAAAACCAGUUUGGUCGGCGUAAGAUGAUGUUUUAUUUUCCACACUCUCCGGAAAACAUUGACUAUGAUCGGUCUCUCUGCUAUUUAAAAAGCUUGUUAUGACUUGGGAUUUUGUUCACAAGAAAAAUGGAAGUCAUUUUUUCAAAUGAAGAUUUAGCAAAGGAAAUUUUAAGUCGCUUGUCAGCUAAGAACCUUUUAAGGUGCAAGUGUGUCUCCAAGAGAUGGACGAGCCUUAUAUCUGAUCCAUCCUUUGUGCGUAUUCACCAUCAGAGGUCAAGAUGCAUUUCGGGACUCCUUGUUCAAGAGUUUGAGGAGUAUGGGGGGAAUUUUUGUGGAGAUGAUUAUUUCCUUUACGCUAGGGUUAAUGGUGAAUUGGGCAUAUUUAAAUUGAUGGAUGAAAGUUUCCCUCAACGGACUUCUGUCAUUAUGGCUUCAUGUGAUGGACUCAUCUGUUAUAGAAGUCGUCGAACUAGGGAUGUAGAGGUGCUGGACAUAGUUGUUUGGAACCCAAUGACCCAGGAACGGUUAACCUUGAGACCCACUGACUGUCACGUUGGUAGCAUCUUUGGAUUGGCUUUCUACCCAUUUGGUUCUUCAGCAAAGAUGAUCCCUUGCUUUAAAGUGGUCAGCAUUCAGCAUCUAAAACAUGACCAAAAUUCCUAUUCCUUUGUGAUCUACUCAUCAGAGACAGGGAAAUGGAAAACUUCCUUUGAAGUGUGCUAUUGCAAGGAUGAGCUUUAUGAGAACAAACAUAUUUAUGUUAAUGGAAGGUUUUACUGGUUGACAAGCAAUCAGAACAUUAUCACUUUUGAGGUGGAUAAGGAGUUAUCUGGAGUCAUUACAGUACCAGGUCCUAAGUGGUUGGAUAGAGAUGUAAGACUGGCUUGCCUUGGGGAUUCAGAUGGGUAUCUUCAUUAUGUGUGUGUAGAUAUGUCUGAACUUCAGGUCUGGAUGUUAACAGAUCCUUGCAAGUCCAUUUGGGUUCUUAAGCACCAUAUAAAUAUAGAUCAAUUUGGUGAAGAAUCAAGGGAUCGGUAUCUCCAUCGUGUACGAAACUCUCCUGAAAUGAUUGGCAAUUAUUUUGUAGUGGACGCUCAAACUUUCCAUGAUGAAGUUGUGUAUUUGUCUAUACGAGGUAGGUUAUGUUCAUAUGACUUCAAAACUGGAAGGCUGAGAACCUUCUUUUAUGGUUCUUACCUGAGGCAUCAAACUAAAGUUCAGGCGACUGUGCUCCCAUAUUCACCGACCUUGGUAACAAUUGGCAUUCCCUGGUUGAAACAGAAUUCUGGUAGUUCUUCUAUUUCUUUUGAUUCAACAUCUUUUAAUUAUGAAGGAAGACCUAGAAAAAAAUUUAAAACAAGGAAGACCUAGAGAAAAAUUGAAAGAACCCUUAAGGUCACCACAUUGCUGCUCAUUGAAAUGGAAGUAAUCAGUGCAUUUAUGUAAAUUAGUAAGCAUGGACCAGUCAAUUUCAUUGGCGUAAGUUUUUCUUUGACAUGGCCACAUGGAGGAUGCUGUUUGCCUGUGACACUAAUUUCUACUUAUUUAUUUAUUUCUUCUUGUAUUGGUUGCUAAGAUUAUAUGGGAUUUGUUGAACUUUUGGUUUCCAAGUAAUUAUGAUUCUUAAUUUUUAACCAAUCGAUAGAGCAUGAGCAUAUAUUGCUUUGCCUGUUUG
This is a messenger RNA of Quercus lobata, 1800 nucleotides long. RefSeq names its product F-box protein At5g07610-like. The record is from RefSeq and is a predicted model, not a curated record. Bases 252 to 1496 code for a protein of 414 amino acids. Gene Ontology annotation, molecular function: protein binding. Lineage: Eukaryota; Viridiplantae; Streptophyta; Magnoliopsida; Fagales; Fagaceae. The transcript is spliced from 2 exons.